AAUUAAUUAAAAAAAAAUCAAAAAAUCUAAAAAAGUAAUUUCUAUUAAAAAAAGAUUAAAAUGGCUGAGAAUCCACCUAUAACAGACGACGGCAUUCCUUUGAGAGUUGGGGAUGAAAUGUUCGUAUUAGAAAGAAAGAAUGUAGAGUUAGAAGUUAAAAUUGAAAAUUGCAAACCAUGGGGCAAGCGUUCAGCAACAGGAAAACUUUUUCUUACUACUUGUAGAUUAGUUUUUGUAAACGAAAAGCACAAAAAAUCAGAUUUUAAGUCAUUUGAUAUUCCUCUUUUUAACCUAUUUUAAGAAAAAUUUGAGUAACCAAUAUUUGGCUCCAACUACUUAUAAGCUAAGACCAAGCCUUUGUAUGGACUAAUUCCUGAUAUAGCAAGUUUUAAGCUCUGGUUCAAAAGUGGAGGGUGUCAAAAGUUUCUUAAUCUUUUUGAUGUUGUCCUAAGAGAAGUGAGAUAAAUUAAAAAUAGAAAUUAAAUGAGAGGAUUAAACUAAAGAGUCUAAAAUGGCUAAUUUUCAAAUAAUGCAGCAUACUCUGAUCCCAGCGACCCAACAGUUAUUUUUGUUACUUAGCCUUAAUAAUAAUUUAACCCAAUGGGAAAUAACUACUACCAACAACCAUUUUAAGGAUAAGGUUAAUUUAUAGGAUCUAGUGAUCCAAAUUUUGUACCUCCCAAUCCCUUACAAAAUCAAAAUAUGUAGCAAUAUCCUAAUAACUAAUUCAAUCCUAAUUAAUAAUUUAAUCCAUAGAUGUCCUAACAAUAACCAGUUAACUAUAAUUAUCCUUAAUAAUAGCAGUAAUAAUAAGUGCCAUAUUAGCAAAUACCUCCUUAAUAGUAAAACUAGUAAAUACCUCCAUAGUAAUACCAAUAAAUGCCUUAAUAAUAAUAUCAACAAAUGCCUUAAUAGCAAUAAAAUCAGCAAGUACCUCCUAAUAAUCAGUAAUAACCACAAUAAUAAUAACAGCCAGAUGCAGGUUUUUAUUUUGGUUGGUUUGGUCCUUAAUUAUAAAAUAACUAACAUUGA
Molecule: messenger RNA, 1032 nt
Organism: Tetrahymena thermophila SB210
Lineage: Eukaryota; Ciliophora; Oligohymenophorea; Hymenostomatida; Tetrahymenidae
Product: PH-GRAM-WBP2 domain protein, putative
Exons: 5
Biological process (GO): positive regulation of DNA-templated transcription
Cellular component (GO): nucleus
Molecular function (GO): chromatin DNA binding; transcription coactivator activity
Source: RefSeq, a predicted model, not a curated record